CACUCCCAGUACCCUCUGAACAUGGCAGAUGCGGGAAGUUACCAAGCCGGUUUCGGUAUGUACAUUUACAUUCAUUUAAUGUUAGCAAAACAUUAUGUAGGGUGUCCCAGCUAGCUACUAUGUCAGAGGUUGCACCACAAAUUGUUUGUAAGUUUGCACGUUUUCUGACGCUAACUAACUAGCUAGGUUAUCUUGUGUACUAGCAAGCUAACCAAUGAAGUCUGCAGUUCUUCUAACGAAUAGCUAGCAAGCGACAGCAAGUUAAACAUCACACAGAGCAAGACCAACACGUAUGGUGUCAACUUCUGACACAUAAUUUAAAUAGCUAAAGUAUAGCUAACCCUUCAAUUUUAAGUUGCUAGCUAACUGACCAUAUCGGAUUUUAUUGAAGCAAUCCGGAUGUGCUGUCAAGAUGCUCAUUGGAUAGUUCUCCCUCGAACAGCCACGCUGAGCGCUCUAAUUGGUUAGAAUUCUUGGUGCAGUGUUUACAAGCACAACAGGUGUACUAACUGCACAGCUAAUUUUGGGCCGAUUAGAAUUAAGUAAUAAGACCCGAGGGGGUGUGUUAUAUGGCCAAUAUACCACGGCAAAGGGCUGUUCUUAUACAGCCCUUAGCCGUGUUAUAUUGGCCAUAUACCACAAAUCCCAGAGCUGCCUUAUUGCUAUUAUAAACUGGUUACCAACGGAAAUUAGAGCAGUAAAAAUAAAUGUUUUGUCAUACCAGUGGUAUACGGUCUGAUAUACCACGACUGUCAGCCAAUCAGCAUUCAGGGCUCGAACCACCCAGUUUAUAAUAGAAAAUAUACAGCUAUACAAUCUCAAACACUUCUUUGCUGCAAUUUACACAUAAAACAGGUAAGGCAACAGCAUUACUUGCGUGGUUGCCAGUCAGUCUCCACUGACACUUCCCAGUUCUCUUUUCUCCUACUGCUCUCCCUCAUCCUUCUCUCCUUUCCUUCUCUCCUUUCCUCCUCUCCCCAAACUCCUCUCCCUCUCCUCUGCAGGCCCCAGGAUGUGGCAGCACUGUGCCCUGCUCCUGUCCCUGUCCCUGUUACCAGUGGUGUCUGGAGGAGCUGACUCCAAGGCUGUCACCACCAGUCUCACCACCAAGUGGGCCUCUACCCCUCUGCUGCUGGAGGCCAGGUAACAUUAUGCUCAACACCUACACAAGACACCACAUCUAGAACACAUCUGUCUAUGUAGGUUUGAGUCCGUUGGAAAAUUCUGCAGACUCGCUCAACGUUCUGGAAUGCAGUCAUGCAGGUGUCAUGAUGUCUCUCUCUUUCUCUUUCCCCCUACCUCCACCCCCUCUUUCUCUUCACCCCUGCCCCCGCCCCCCCACUCCCUCUUUAUCUUCACCCCUGCCCCCGCCCCCCCACUCCCUCUUUCUCUUCACACCCACCUCCACCCCCUCUUUCUCUUCACCCCUGUCCUCGCCCCCCCACUCCCUCUUUCUCUUCACCCCCACCCCCUCUUUCUCUUCACCCCCACCUCCACCCCCUCUUUCUUUUCACCCCUGCCCCCCACUCCCUCUUUCUCUCAGUGAGUUCCUGGCAGAAGAGAGUCAGGAGAAGUUCUGGGAUUUUGUCGAAGCCAAUCAGAACAUCAAAGGGGAACAUGAUGGUAGCCUUAAUGUUUUCUUUCACUUAUAAUGUUGAUGUAUGUAGCACUUGGUCUCUGGAAUAUAUAUUAAAGUGGCGCUCUGUUACAGAUACAGACCAGGCGUACUACGACCUGAUCGUGAAGAGAGCCAGUGCUCUGCUCAGCACAGUCCAACUCAACAUGCUCAAGUUCGCCCUCUCUCUCAGGGCCCACUCUGCUACUGUACACUCCUUCCAACAAGUAAUAUUACUACAAUACUAAUAAAUGACUACUAUCGCCCUCUCUGUGUGUGUGUAUAAUCACUGUUUCUCGCCUCUCUCCUGUAGAUAGCGUCCAACGAGCCCCCUCCCUCUGGUUGCUCAGCCUUCUUCAAUGUCCACGGAGAGAAGUCAUGUGACACGGAGAAAUUGGCUGCACUGAUGGAGAACGCACCAGAACGGUACACACACUGGGACACUCAAACACACUGGGAGACACCCACACAGAAACUGGGAAUAUCCACUUUGAUUGAUAAAGACCUCUAUUGAAGUGAUAAUAAUGAAUUUCAAGUCCUUAUCUCAUCCCUGUUUGUCCCCAGGCCCAAGCCCUAUCUAUUCAAAAGCGAUCACAGGUUCCCGGGAUCAAAUCCCGACGCUCCGGUUGUUAUCCUGUAUGCCGAGAUUGGAAGUUCGGAAUUCACAAUGUUCCAUCAGCUGAUGCUGUCCAAAGCCAACAAGGGACUGGCCACAUAUGUGCUUCGUCACUACCUGGCUGUAAGAAAAACAUACGAAUACACAUGAUGGGAAAACAUAAUUGCGAUAGCAUUUCAUGUUAAUCUUUUCCUCUUUCUGUCUUUCCCAGUCUCCCAGCAGUGGUAGAGUGUAUUUGUCUGGUUAUGGAGUGGAGCUGGCCAUCAAGAACCAGGAAUACAAGGCUAAGGAUGAUACCCAGGUCCAGGGAGCGGAAAUGAAUGCUACACUGAUGGGAGAGAAUGACCCAGUGGAUGAGGUCCAGGGAUUCCUCUUUGGAAAACUGAAGUAAGUAACCUACCAACAUGAAAUGCUAUUCCACAAACCCACUCUGCUUUGGAGCGUUAUGGGUUGAGAAACGCUUUUAUAUCAUCUCCCCCCUCUCUUCUUCCAUCUCACUCUCCUCUCUGUACCUCUCCUCUCCCUCUCUCCAGGACUCUGUACCCUGAGCUGAAGGAGCAGCUGAAGGAGCUAAGGAAACACCUGGUGGAGAGCACCAAUGAGAUGGCUCCCCUCAAAGUCUGGCAGAUGCAAGGUGGGCGGGACUUAAUUUUUUCUUUGCCUCUUCUCCUGCAUAUCUCAUCAAGACAACCGUAGCUACAGUAAUCAUCAUCUCCUCCCACUGGGUUUUUUUCUCUCGCUAUAUUACAUUUUUCUCUCUUUUCAUAUGUGUCAGAUCUGAGUUUCCAGACUGCAGCUCGGAUCCUGGCUGCUCCAUCUUCAGAUGCCCUGAAUGUCAUGAGAGACCUCAGUCAGAACUUCCCUACCAAGGCUAGGUACACACACACACACACACACACAAACAAACACGUUUUCCUAUCUCUGUAUAGUGUGUGAUAAUUGGUCUCUCUCACCUCAGGUCCAUCACUAAAACAGUGGUCAGCUCUGAGAUACGUAAAGAGAUGGAAGAGAACCAGAAGGUAAGAGUUCAGUCAUUCAUAGCUCUCUUUCACUGUCUGUCUACUAUCCAUUAACAUGUACUGACUGUACCUCUCUUCUUCUCUCUCUCCAGUUCUUUAAGGGAACUCUGGGAUUGCAGCCUGGAGACUCUGCUCUCUUCAUCAACGGACUACACAUAGACCUGGACACACAGGACAUCUUCAGGUACACACACACACACACACAGGACAUCUUCAGGUUAGUAAAAAAAUGAAAUUACACUAACACUACAAGAUCAGAGACUGACUGUGUGUGUGUUUCCAGUGUGUUUGAGGUCCUCCGUAGUGAGGCCAGGGUGAUGGAAGGUCUGCGUUCUCUCCUCAUCGAGACUCCCUACAUCCACGACAUCCUCAAGCUCAACGUACAGCCUUCUGACUCGGACUACGCUGUGGACAUCCGCAACCCUGCUAUCAACGUAAGACACGCCUACCCCUUUAUCUAACCCUAACCAUCCAACUGUGUCAUGCGCAUAUAUAUAUAUAUAUAUAUACAGUUGAAGUCAGAAGUUUACAUAAACCUUAGCCAAAUACAUUUAAACUCAGUUUUUCACAAUUCCUGACAUUUAAUCCUAGUAAAAAUGCCCUGUCUUAGGUCAGUUAGGAUCACCACUUUAUUUUAAGAAUGUGAAAUGUCAGAAUAAUAGUAGAAAUAAUGAUUUAUUUCAGCUUUUAUUUCUUUCAUCACAUUCCCAGUGGGUCAGAAGUUUACAUACACUCAAUUAGUAUUUGGUAGCGUUGCCUUUAAAUUGUUUAACUUGGGUCAAACGUUUCGGGUAGCCUUCCACAAGCUUCCCACAAUAAGUUGGGUGAAUUUUGGCCCAUUCCUCCUGACAGAGCUGGUGUAACUGAGUCAGGUUUGUAGGCCUCCUUGCUCGGACACACUUUUUCAGUUCUGUCCACACAUUUUCUAUAGGAUUGAGGUCAGAGCUUUGUGAUGGCCACUCCAAUACCCUGACUUUGUUGUCCUUAAGCCAUUUUGCAACAACUUUGGAAGUAUGCUUGGAGUCAUUGUCCAUUUGGAAGACCCAUUUGCGACCAAGCUUUAACUUUCUGACUGAUGUCUUGAGAUGUUGCUUCAAUAUACCCACAUAAUUUUCCUUCCUCAUGAUGCCAUCUAUUUUGUGAAGUGCACCAGUCCCUCCUGCAGCAAAGCACCCCCACAGCAUGAUGUUGCCACCCCCGUGCUUCACGGUUGGGAUGGUGUUCUUCGGCUUGCAAGCGCCCCCUUUUUCCUCCAAACAUAACAAUGGACAUUAUGGCCAAACAGUUCUAUUUUUGUUUCAUCAGACCAGAGGACAUUUCUCCAAAAAGUACGAUCUUUGUCCCGAUGUGCAGUUGCAAACCGUAGUCUGGCUUUUUUAUGGCGGUUUUGGAGCAGUGGCUUCUUCCUUGCUGAGCGGCCUUUCAGGUUAUGUCGAUAUAGGACUCGUUGUACUGUGAAUAUAUAUACUUUUGAACCGGUUUCCUCCAGCAUCUUCACAAUAAAAGGCCACUCUAAAAUGUGCAGUUCUGUCACAACACAAUGCCACAGAUGUCUCAAGUUUUGAGGGAGUGUACAAUUGGCAUGCUGACUGCAGGAAUGUCCACCAGAGCUGUUGCCAGAGAAUUGAAUGUUCAUUUCUCUACCAUACGCCGCCUCCAACGUCGUUUUAGAGAAUUUGGCAGUACGUCCAACCUGCCUCACAACCGCAAACCAUUCCAGGACCUCCACGUCCGGCUUCUUCACCUGCGGGAUCGUCUGAGACCAGCCACCUGGACAGCUGGUGAAACUGAGGAGUAUUUCUGUCUGUAAAAAGCCCUUUUGUGGGGAAAAACUCAUUCUGAUUGGGUGGGCCUGGCUGCCAAGUGGGUGGGCCUAUGCCCACCCAUGGCUGGUCCCCUGCCCAGUCAUGUGAAAUCCAUAGAUUAGAGCCUAAUUAAUUAAUUUAAAUUGACUGAUUUUCCUUAUAUCAACUGUAACUCAGUAAAAUCGUUGGAAUUGUUGCAUGUUGCGCUAUAUAUUUGUUCAGUAUACAAUCAAGACGUAAAAAAAAAACCGUUUUUAACUCAAGUCUUGUUUUGCAUUGAUAAUUUUGAUGAUAAUCUAAUCUCUCUCUUCUCAGUGGAUUAAUAAUCUGGAGACAGACAGCAGGUACGGUUCAUGGCCCUACAAUGUCCAGGAGCUCCUCAGACCAACCUUCCCCGGAGUCAUACGACAGAUCCGCAAAAACUUCCACAACCUCGUGAGUACAUGCUAAAUGUGUCAGACAGCUACACUAAACAUACUUGCAUAAACAUGUGUGAUGAAUCUGCAGUACACAAAACAUAUUGCGUACAUUUUGGAAUUGACAGCAAAAACCAAUGGUGUGUGUGUUUUUUAGGUGGUGAUUCUGGACCCCACCCAUGAGAGUUCUGCUGAGCUGUUGAAUGUUGCUGAGAUGUUCUACAGCAAUAACAUCCCACUCAGGUAGGGGUGUGUGUCUGUCUUGCGAAGGCCGUGUUGGUUCUAAUUCUGCUGUAUAUUCUAUGUGGAUGUGUGUAACUGUGUAUAACCCUUAGUGAGGUGGAAAGAAUCGAUACAGUUAACAUAUGGGGGUAUUAUUUUUGAUGUAUCGCAUCGUUUUGACUAUUGCAAUAUAACUCCAGUAUUUUUCCUUCAUAGCUCGUUCUCAAUCUUCUUUUUAAGUAGGGAGCCAAUUUGUUUUCAGCACUUUUUAUUUUAUUUCCAUGACUUUUUAUUUUGUUUUCUCAUGGCUCUCUUGUCUCUCUGCAGUAGACAUAUGGUGAGCAAUGUUUGGAACAUCGAAUCGCAAUAAAAUCACAGUAUUGAAUCGCAAAUACAUAUAGAAUCAUGAGAAUCGCAAUACAUAUCGUAUCGGCACAUAAGUAUCGUGAUAAUAUUGUAUCAUGAGAUCCUUGGCAAUUCCCAACCCUAAUAACCCUGCUGUGUGUGUUGUAGGAUUGGGCUGGUGUUUGUGGUGUCUGAUGUUGAUGAGAUAGAUGGUAUGGAGGAUGCAGGUGUGGCUCUGCUCAGAGCAUUUAACUACAUCACAGAAGAGCUGGACGCUCCCGCCGCCUUCGACACCAUCAUCUCGGUGAGCCCAUCUGACCAAUGAGAAUAAUUGAGGAGUCUUUUGACCAAUCCCAGUAAUCUGGAACAUCAGCCUGACCAAUCAGAUGGAAAGUCUUUAAAUUAAGCAUAUCUCCUCUCUCCUUCUCUAGAUGUUUAACCGUGUGCCUAGCGGUGGUAAGCUAAGUGUAGGUGACGUAGUCAAGGUGUUGGAGAAGAAGUUUCCCUACGUGGAGGUCAGCAGCAUUCUAGGACCUGACUCCACUUAUGACGACAACAGGAAGGUAUGGUUCUGGUUUUAUGUACUGUUAUGUUUCUUGACAGAACGGUAGGAUUUUCAUUUAUUGUCUCCCUAUCUAUCUCGGCCUCCAGGAAGGGCGUGGUUACUACUUGCAGACGGGGGUAGGUCCGUUGCCAGUGGUGAUGUUCAACGGAAUGCCAUACCAGAGAGAACAGCUAGACCCUGAGGAGCUAGAAACUGUCACCAUGCACAAAAUACUGGAGACUACCAGCUUCUACCAACGGGCUGUCUACCUGGUGAGUGACACAGACACACACACACACAGACACAGACACACACACACACACACUGACCUUCUCUUGUUGUGUCUUCCUAGGGUGAGCUGGCCACUGAUCAAGAUGUGGUGGAUUUCAUGAUGACCCAACCCAACGUUGUCCCUCGUAUCAACCCCCGAAUCCUGUCUACUGCCAGGACAUACCUGGACCUAUCUAAUACCAGUGAGUUUCACACACACACAACCCACACACACACACACACACAGACAUAACCGUCUUAACCACCUCUUUCUCCUGACAGAUAACCACUUCAUAGACGAGUACGCUCGCUUUCUGCUCCUGGACACCAGAGAGAAGAGCACUGCUGUGGCUAACAGCAUGAACUACAUGACCAAGAAAGGUAAGCUACAUCCAGAGCUUUAUCUUAUUGAGCUAAACGUUAUGUGCUCCUACGUUUCGGCCCUAAAUCUCUUGUCUAUCUAUUCUCUUCUUUCUCCACUGUAUGUUUGUUUUUGUUCUGUCAGGGAAGGCCCCCAAGGACCACCAUGGUAACCCUUAUUUCUUUUUCUGCGCUUUCUGUCGCUCUCGCUCUCAACAGACAAUAUUGCGAUCCAUAGUUCUGUGAAUUCACCAUAUCUCACUCCUCAUCAAUAGAUCUAGAUGUGAACAUUAUAACACCAUCUUGCAUCUUUCUGGGAGUUACAAUGACAUGCUUGGGUGUGUUUGUGUAUGUUUCUGCCAACUGCCUUUGCUCAAGAGAGUCUUGCUCAAAGACUAAGUAUUGAGAUGGCACGGCAACAUCAAACCGCAUACAUUUCAGGAUUAAGAAAGUCUGUGACACUUUACUCCCCCAAUCUCCUCUCCUCCUCUUCAACUCCCUCUCCCUCCUCUCCUCUAGAUGAUGGCUACAUCCGUCCAGUCACAUUCUGGGUUGUGGGAGAUUUUGACCAACCUUCCGGCCGCCAGCUACUAUACGAUGCCAUCAGACACAUGGUAUGAUGAUGGCAUCGGUCUAAGCCACUCCCGAGUGGCGCAGUGGUCUAAGGCACUGCAUCGCAGUGCUAGCUGUGCCACUAGAGAUCCUGGUUCGAAUCCAGGCUCUGUCGUAGCCGGCCGCGACCGGGAGACCCAUGGGGCGGCGCACAAUUGGCCCAGCGUCGUCCAGGGUAGGGGAGGGAAUGGCCGGCAGGGAUGUAGCUCAGUUGGUAGAGCAUGGUGUUUGCAACGCCAGGGUUGUGGGUUCGAUUCCCACGGGGGGCCAGUAUGAAAAUAUAUAAAAUAAUGUAUGCACUCACUAACUGUAAGUCGCUCUGGAUAAGAGCGUCUGCUAAAUGACUAAAAUGUAAAAAUGUAAUGAUGUCACACUGAUUUCACUAUAACACAACCCAAAAAUCCACCAUCUGACGGAUUCCCCUCAAUCUGCCUUCAACAGAAAACGAGUAACAACGUGCGAUUGGGCCUGAUCAACAACCCCAGCGACAGCCCAUCCGAGGAGAACAGUCGUGUUGCCAGGGCGAUAUGGGCGGCCAUACAGACCCAGACAGCUAACAACGCUAAAAACUACAUCACCAAGCUAGCUAAAGAAGAGACCGCUAAGGCACUGGAGACUGGGGCUGACGUCACACAGUUCACUGUCGGGGUAAGGAGUUUACACACACUCACACACACACACGUUAUACACCAUUCUCUCUCUGUCUCACCCUUUACUAUACUGGCCUCUAAAAACAAUCAUAUUUUUCAUUCAAUUUCCAUCUCUCCAGGGUAUGGACGUAGCCUUGUUUAAGAGUGCGUUUGAAGGUCCUAAGUUUGACUUCCUGCUGUCUCACGCUGUCUACUGCCGAGACGUUCUCAAGCUGGGGAAAGGACAGAGAGCAGUCAUCAGCAACGGACGGGUGAGUGGGCAACACACACACACACACGCGCUUCCUAUUGUGAUUGAAGUGUCACAAUAGUAUUUCUCUCUCUCUGCCGACAGAUCAUUGGUCCGCUAGAGGAUGGGGAGGUCUUUAACCAAGAUGACUUCCUCCUAUUGGAGAGUAUCAUUUCGAAGACCUCGGGAGAGCGAAUCAAAAGCAAGGUCCAGCAGUUUGGGGUUGAGGAGGACAGGGCCAGUGACCUGGUGAUGAAGAUUGACUCUCUGCUCUCCUCUCAGCCCAAAGGAGAGGCCAGAAUAGAACAUGCCUUUGCUGAUGACCGAUACAGGUACUGAAACUAAUACAACUUUUUCUUCAUGUUUUUCUUCAUUGCCUAUAUACUUUCUGUUUACCUCUGUCCGGUCUAUGAUUGGUCCACAGUGCUGUAAAGAUCCGGCCCACAGAGGGAGACGUCUACUUUGACAUGGUUGCCGUGGUAGACCCCGUAACCAGGGACGCCCAGAAACUAGCUCCGCUCCUAUUGGUUCGUACUGCUUCAAAUAACUGUCACUUAGGAGUUCUGUCUCACUCCAAAUACUGUCUCACGCCCAUCUGUCUUUCCAUGUUUCUCUCCCCACCAGGUGUUGAAGAAGCUGGUCAAUGUGAACCUGCGCGUGUUUAUGAACUGUCAGUCCAAACUCUCAGACCUGCCUCUCAAAAGGUGAGUAGACCCAAGCUACACUGUUUCACUCCAUGCAGGUCAUCCUAUUUGACCCGCUGUCUGAACAGAGAGAUGCUGAGAGACCUCGUUUCUGUUGCGUCUUAGUGUCCUUACCCUUAGAAGUCCCUGGUAGUGUCUGUGGGUUUUGCCUGUGCCUCUCUAAACCCUCCUCCUCUCCCAGUUUCUACCGGUAUGUGUUGGAGCCUGAGGUGGUGUUCCAGACGGAUGGUAGUUUCUCCCCUGGUCCCCUGGCUAAGUUCCUGGACAUGCCCCAAACGCCCCUCUUCACACUCAACCUCAACACCCCUGAGAGCUGGAUGGUGGAGUCUAUACGCACUAGAUAUGACCUGGACAAUAUCUACCUGGAAGAGGUAUGUUUUCGUGAUGCUUUUUUUUUUUUGGGGUUGUGUUAUAGUUAUUACAAGGUUGCCUUGGCGAAUGUUGUCCUUUACCACUUCUGUUGGAGAAUGUAGUGACCGUGGACUAAGAGUAUUUUGGUAUUUGUCUAAUUGUUGUGUUAACCAUUAUUAAACCUUUAAAAUGACUUGAUCUAUUCUCCCUGUCUAGGUGGAUAGUAUAGUAGCAGCAGAAUAUGAGUUGGAACAUCUGCUGGUGGAGGGUCACUGUUUUGACGUGAGUACAGGUCAGCCCCCCAGAGGACUCCAGUUCACCCUGGGAACCUCCUCCGACCCUGUCAUCGUCGACACCAUCGUCAUGGCCAACCUGGUGAGUCACCUCUGACCUCUAACCCUAAUCUCUGACUCCGUCGUCAUGGCCAACCCUGACCUCUAACCCUAACCUCUGUUGAUAGCCGAAGACACCUUUCUAUUCUACUGUGAAUGGACAAUAAAGUUGUUGUAGUUGAACAAGGGCGUUGUGUUGUCGUCCUCAGGGUUAUUUCCAGUUGAAGGCUAACCCAGGAGCCUGGAUACUGAAGCUGAGGAAAGGACGGUCUGACGAAAUCUACAAGAUCUACAGGUACUGAAGAUAACAUCCCAGCAUAUCACACGGUCUUCAAUUUAGCACGACUAGUGGAACCAGGUGUGUUGGUGCUGGGCUGGAACAAAAGCCUGCACAAUGCACACCCUCUUGCUCCUCUCUCUGACCUCACAUCCUAUCUUCCAGUCAUGAGGGAACAGACUCUCCAGCAGACGCUGAUGACCUCAUCGUGGUGCUGAACAACUUCAAGAGCCGGAUCAUCAAAGUCAAGGUACUGCUCUGAUCCCAGCUGUAGAGUACAGCUUUCAUAUUGGUGGUUGCUGUCAGGUCCCAGUGAAGCUUAGCGCUUAGGUUGAAUUAGAUUUGUUCAAUAAGUCCAUGGCUAAAUAAUGUAUUGAUCGUGUGUUGUUGUUGAUCAGGUCCAGAAGAGGCCAGAGAAGUUGAGUGAGGAGCUGUUGAGUGAUGGAACUCAGGAGAACGACUCAGGCUUCUGGGAGUCACUCACCAGGUAUCUCUCUCGAAUCAUCCAGCUCCACCCUUUACAUCACUGUCUACUGUUUCAUACCUAUUUGAUAUUUUAUCUCUGCUGGAUUUUAUGGUGUUUAUUCUCUCUCUGUCUCUCUGUCUCUCUCUCUCUCUCUUUGUCGCUUUCUCUUUUGUCUCUUUCUCUCUCUCGCUCUCUCUCUCUCUCUCUCUUUGUCGCUUUCUCUUUUGUCUCUUUCUCUCUCUCUCUCUGUCUCUCUCUCUCUCUCUCUCUCUCUGUCUCUCUCUCUCUCUCUCUCUCUCUUUGUCUCUUUCUCUCUCCCCCCCCCAGAGGGUUUACAGGAGGUGUGAAGCCGGAGGAGAGUAAACAGGAGAAGGAUGACGUCAUCAACAUCUUCUCUGUGGCCUCUGGACACCUCUACGAACGUUUCCUCAGGUACGCACCUCUGUGUGUGUGUGUCUGUGUGUUUCCAGAUGUUUGUCUGUUUUUAAUCCCACUAUUUGUUCUCUCUCUUAGGAUCAUGAUGUUGUCUGUUCUGAAGAACACUAAAACACCAGUCAAGUUCUGGUUCCUCAAAAACUACCUGUCCCCAGCAUUUAAGGUAUUUAUUAAGUAUAAAAUAUGAAUAUUAUGUGUUAUUCUCUCCUCUAGGAGUUUACCUUGAAUGUGGCAGUAUGAAUAGGGUUUUCAAUAUUGAGUUUAGUCCAGAAUAAAUGUUAUGUUAACGUGUGUGUUCUCUCCUACAGGAGUUUAUCCCGUACAUGGCAGAGCAGUAUGGUUUCCAGUAUGAACUAGUCCAGUACAAAUGGCCGCGGUGGUUACACCAGCAGACUGAGAAACAGAGGAUCAUCUGGGGUUACAAGAUCCUGUUUCUGGAUGUACUGUUCCCUCUGUCUGUCGACAAGUUCUUAUUCGUGGAUGCAGAUCAGGUACACACACACACACACACUCUCUGAAUCUCCAUGUCUCUGAUUUGCGUAGACCUGAGAAGUACACUCUUUCCUCUCUCCUCCUACAGAUAGUGCGUACAGACCUGAAGGAGCUCCGUGACUUUGACCUUGAAGGAGCACCGUAUGGCUACACACCGUUCUGUGAGAGCCGGAGAGAGAUGGACGGAUUCCGCUUCUGGAAGUCUGGCUACUGGGCGAGUCACCUCGCUGGACGCAAAUACCACAUCAGGUAACUGUGCGUGUGUGUGUGUGUGUAUGGGGGGGGUUAGUAGAGGGAUAUGUGUGUGUAACCAUCUGUCUCUCCAGUGCUCUGUAUGUCGUAGAUCUGAAGAAGUUCCGUAAGAUAGCAGCAGGAGACAGACUGAGAGGACAAUACCAAGGCCUGAGUCAAGACCCCAACAGCCUGUCCAACCUCGACCAGGUGUGUGUGUGUGCGCGCACAUGCUUCUGUGUGUAUUAAAAGUGAAUAUGUGGGUACAACAUUCUAUGAUUUGAGAUUCCCAAACAAGGUUUGUGAAGUUGAAUACGCUUCACCCCUGAUAUGUGAACUGAUGUUUUUAUAUUUCUAAUAUUUUCCUAUACUCUCUCUCUCGCUCUCUCUCCCCAGGAUCUGCCUAAUAAUAUGAUCCACCAGGUUCCUAUCAAGUCUCUGCCUCAGGAGUGGCUCUGGUGUGAGACUUGGUGUGACGACAACUCUAAGAAGAAGGCCAAGACUAUAGAUCUGGUACGAAGUGUGUGUGUGUGUGUGUGUGUGUGCAGAUUCUAGUCAUGUCUGUGUUUUUACACUCCCCUCUGUAUUUAUUUGGACAGUGAAGCUAAAAUGUUUAACCCUUCCUCCAGUGUAACAACCCCCAGACCAAAGAACCCAAGUUGCAGGCAGCUGUUCGUAUCGUAGCAGAGUGGAGCGACUACGACCAGGAGAUCAAACGCCUGCAGAACAGAGUCCAGGAGAGAGGAGCAGAGAACUAUACCACACAGAAGGACAAGCCAGGUACACACAUACAUACAUAUACACACACACACAUAUAUACAUACACACACACUGAUUGGCAAACAAAUACAGUUGACUAAUUCCUCUCCUUCCUCCCCUCUCUCUCUCUCUACCAGAUGAUACACAUAUAGAGUUGUGAGAGACCAGUGGAUGGAAGAUGUGGCUGUAGCAGUAACAAAAGAUGGAACCAUGUUUAUAGACACUGCUGUUCUCCUUUGGAACAGCAUUGACAGACAGACUGCAAACCAAUGCCCAUUCAAUCAUUCAUUUUCCAUUUAUUUGUAUUUUCUCUGUUUUGAGAGUGGCAAGGAUACAGGAUAGGGAAGGGGUGCUGGGUGGGGAUGGUAGGGGUGACUGUUAGUGGAUGGUAGGGGUGACUGUUAGUGGAUGGUAGGGGUGACUGUUAGUGUGUGGAUAUGUGUGUGAAGACAUUAAUCAUUACGAAAUAUCUGACAUUUCCAACAGUUUCCCCCCUCCCCUCCAAUAUUUUUGAUCCAUCCAUGUUUGCACUGAUUAGGACACCUGCUUAAACAACUGUCUGUCUGUGGGUAGAGGUUUGGGCUUAGGAGUUAAAUCACAAUGAUAAAUAGCAGCUUAAGUUAUGAGAUUAGUUUUGGCCUUCUGUUUCUGUGCUUUAGACUUCAGUUGUCCAUGGCCUGUGUCAAACUCAGGGAAAGAUGGUUUUGGCCAAUCGAUCUGAUUCAAAAACUCCUAAUGACAAUACAAAGAGGACUGAGGCGACAAUUUAUUUAAUGUAAAACAGACAUUAGUUCUGUCAUGUAAUAAAAUAGGGAUUAAUAUCUCUACAAAACAUUUUUUGUCUGCAACAUUCAGAACGUUGCAUCCUUCUGUACGUGAUGCCGGCUGAUGUGGAGUGUAAAGGGAUAUGUGUGGGUGAGGACUAGUGGGGACAUAUCAGCGACAGACAGGUCACAGGUACUGGGAGUUCCAUGAUCACUCAAAUUGCUUUUAACAGGGAAUUGAAAGUCAGCGGGCAUAAGACUAGAAUGCUGUAGUUGAGGGUGGCCAAUCUUAUCCACAAAAGGUCUAUGUGGGGUCUUGUUCUAGCAACACACCCAUUUCAUCUAGUCAGUCUUUAAUGAAGAUGAUGAUUAGUGGUCUAGUUGAAUCAGACUGUUUGACUGGAACAAAAGCCUGGGUCAGAUUGGCCACCCCUGCUGUAGUUAACUCCUGUUUCUCUGCUGUGGUCUGUUCUGGAGUAAACACUGUUAGUCAUCCAUUGCAAACCUCUGGCUGUUUCCGAUCUCUUUGUUUUGGCUAAAUAUGUACUGUUAAUUGUGGGAAAUCAAUAUUUUGUAAUAAAAAUCAAGGAACCCAACACUGGUCGUUUAGUGACCCCGAUCCCUCUUCUGCA
Molecule: messenger RNA, 14146 nt
Organism: Coregonus sp. 'balchen'
Lineage: Eukaryota; Metazoa; Chordata; Actinopteri; Salmoniformes; Salmonidae
Source: the annotation of a GenBank genome assembly